CAAUUGAUUAAACCUUUGAGUAUUUUUCAAACAACAAUCAUCAGAAAAUUAUUUCAUAAAAAUAAAAAAAACCAUUUUCAUUUGAUUCAAAAACUAAUACACUUCUUCGUCACUCAUCUUAACACUAAACGCACACAGAGAAUCAAACCAAAUCUCAAGAUUGACAAUCCACCUUUUCAUACUUCUCUUUCCUCCGAUCGAAAUCUCUCCCUACGAAUCGCUUGAAAUAUAAACCCUAAUUCCUAAAUUUUCACCUCAACGUUUUUCAGAUCUCGAUUAUUUAUCGGGAAUGGCUUCUUCGGAAGCUGAUUCCCGACUGAAACAAGUAUUGGUGCCUUCUUUAGAGAAGAUCAUCAAAAAUGGAUCAUGGCGGAAGAAUUCUAAACUUGUUCAUGAGUGCAAAUCUCUUCUAGAAAAAAUCAACACAAAUAUUCAUUCGCUAUCGUCUUCUUCACCUGAAUCUUCUUCUACAUCGAUUGUGAUCGGUCCAGUUGUUGAUAGUGGAACUCACGAGUAUACUCUAGAAGAUUCUGAGCUCAUUCUCUCUCCUCUCAUCAACGCUUCUUCUUCGUCGAACCCGAAGAUCGCUGAUGCUGGAAUUUCGUGUAUUCAGAAGCUUAUUUCUCAUGGAUAUAUCCGAGGUGAGGCCGAUUCAACUGGGUCAAACCCUGAGUCGAAGUUGCUUUCACGAGUUAUUGACUCGGUUUGUAAGUGUAUUGAGUUGCUUCGUAAUGAUGAGAAUAUUGAACUCGUUGUGUUGCGAACAUUAUUGUCUGCCGUUACUUCGACUAGUCUUAGGAUUCAUGGUGAUUGCUUGUUGCAGAUUGUUAGGACUUGUUAUGAUAUUUAUUUAGGGAGCAGGAAUGUUGUGAAUCAAACAACAGCUAAAGCCUCGUUGAUUCAGAUGCUUGUGAUUGUUUUUAGGCGAAUGGAAGCGGAUUCAUCGUCCGUUCCUGUUCAGCCAAUUGUGGUAGCUGAACUUAUGGAGCCGCCAGAGAAGGAGGAUUCUGAUCCUGGAGUGACUCAGCAAGUUCAAGGGUUUAUUACUAGGAUAAUGCAGGAUAUUGAUGGGGUUUUGAAUACUGUGAAUGUGGGUGGUGAUAAAGGUGGUGCUGGGACUGGUGUUGUGGCACAUGAUGGAGCGUUUGAGACGAAGAUUAAUGCUACCGUGGAGGGGACGAAUCCAGCUGAUUUGUUGGAUUCGACGGAUAAGGAUAUGUUGGAUGCUAAGUAUUGGGAGAUUAGUAUGUAUAAGUCGGCGUUGGAAGGGAGAAAAGGGGAGUUGGCAGAUGGGGAGGCGGCUGCUGAAGGCGCUGCAGUUUUGGAGAGAGAUGAUGAUUUGGAGGUUCAGAUUGGGAAUAAGUUGAGGAGGGAUGCAUUCUUGGUGUUUCGGGCGUUGUGCAAGUUAUCAAUGAAGACACCUCCUAAAGAAGCAUUGUCGGAUCCGCAGUUAAUGAGGGGGAAGAUUGUUGCUCUUGAGUUGCUCAAGAUUUUGUUGGAGAACGCUGGUACCGUUUUUAGGACCAGUGACAGAUUCUUGGGAGCUAUCAAGCAAUAUCUGUGUUUAUCACUGCUUAAGAACAGCGCUUCUACUCUCAUGAUUGUUUUCCAGCUUUCUUGCUCCAUCUUUAUGAGUUUAGUAGCCAGAUUUAGAGCGGGGCUGAAGGCUGAAAUUGGGGUGUUUUUCCCUAUGAUAGUUCUUAGAGUUUUGGAAAAUGUGGCUCAACCUAAUUUUCAGCAGAAGAUGAUUGUUCUACGAUUUCUAGAGAAACUCUGUGAUGAUUCUCAAAUCUUGGUAGACAUAUUCAUCAACUAUGAUUGUGAUGUCAAUUCAUCAAAUAUUUUUGAGAGAAUGGUCAAUGGCCUUCUUAAAACUGCUCAAGGCGUCCCUCCUGGUGCAACCACUACAUUGCUGCCACCACAAGAAGUUACUCUGAAAGUUGAUGCAAUGACAUGCUUGGUUGCUGUCUUGAAAUCAAUGGGAGAUUGGAUGAAUAGGCAACUGCGGAUCCCAGAUACUCAUUCAUUAAAAAAAUAUGAACCUGCAGACAACAGUCCUGAAACUGGUAGUCCUCAUUUAGUAAAUGGUCAUGGGGACGAGCCUAUAGAUGGAUCUGAUAGUCAUUCCGAAUCUUCAACUGAUGUUUCUGAUGUGCAAACAAUUGAGCAACGCCGAGCAUAUAAACUCGAACUUCAGGAAGGUAUAUCUCUUUUCAAUAGGAAGCCGAAAAAGGGAAUUGAGUUUCUUAUCAGUGCUAAUAAGGUGGGUAGUUCACCAGAGGAAAUUGCUACGUUUCUGAAAAAUGCUUCUGAUCUGAACAAAACUUUAAUUGGUGAUUAUCUUGGGGAAAGAGAAGAUAUGUCAUUGAAAGUGAUGCAUGCAUACAUAGAUUCAUUUGAUUUUCAAGGUAUGGAGCUAGAUGAAGCUAUAAGGAUAUUUUUGCAAGGCUUCAGGUUGCCUGGUGAGGCCCAGAAGAUUGACCGGAUCAUGGAGAAGUUUGCUGAACGUUACUGGAAAUGUAAUCCAAAGGCUUUCUCUAGUGCAGACACAGCUUAUGUCCUUGCUUAUUCUGUUAUAAUGUUGAACACUGAUGCCCACAAUCCUAUGGUCAAGAAUAAGAUGUCUGCUGAAGAUUUCAUUAGGAACAAUCGUGGUAUAGAUGAUGGAAAAGAUCUUUCUGAGGAGUUUAUGAGAUCUUUGUAUGAACGAAUAACCAAAAAUGAGAUUAAGCUGAAGGAUGAUGAUCUAGCUUCUUUGCAAAAGCAGUCUAUAAAUUCCAACAGAAUCUUAGGCUUGGAUAAUAUCCUGAAUAUAGUGAUCCGUAAGCGAGAUGAAAACUACAUGGAAACUAGUGAUGACCUAAUAAGGCAUAUGCAAGAACAAUUUAAAGAAAAAGCCCGGAAGUCCGAGUCAGCUUAUUAUGCUGCAACAGAUGUCGUAAUCCUCAGAUUCAUGAUAGAGGUUUGUUGGGCUCCUAUGCUGGCAGCUUUCAGUGUACCACUUGAUCAAAGUGACGAUGAAUUAAUCAUCUCGUUGUGCCUUGAUGGUUUCCGUUAUGCUAUCCAUGUUACUUCAGUGAUGUCUAUGAAGACUCACAGAGAUGCUUUUGUGACGUCACUUGCUAAGUUUACCUCACUCCACUCACCUGCGGAUAUCAAACAAAAAAACAUAUAUGCUAUUAAGGCAAUAGUUACAAUAGCAGAUGAAGAUGGCAAUUACUUGCAAGAAGCCUGGGAGCAUAUCUUGACAUGUGUUUCCCGUUUUGAGCAUUUGCACCUACUAGGUGAAGGUGCUCCUCCUGAUGCUGCCUUCUUUGCAGCUCCUCAAAGUGAUCAAGAGAAGUCAAAGCAGAUCAAGUCUAAUAUUCUUCCUCUAUUAAAGAAAAAAAAUGCUGGAAAAAUUCUAUAUGCUGCUGCUGCUGUGAGAAGAGGCUCUUAUGAUAGUGCUAGCAUUGGGGGAAAUACUUCUGUUACGUCAGAACAGAUGAAUAGUUUAGUCUCUAAUUUGAACAUGCUUGAACAAGUUGGAAGUAGUGAAAUGAAUCGGAUAUUUACUCGAAGUCAAAAGCUAAACAGUGAGGGAAUAAUUGAUUUUGUUAAGGCCCUGUGCAAGGUCUCGAUGGAUGAAUUACAAUCUGCCUCUGAUCCACGGGUCUUUAGCCUGACCAAGAUUGUUGAGAUUGCGCACUACAACAUGAACCGCAUUAGGCUUGUAUGGUCAAGCAUCUGGAAUGUGCUUUCGGACUUCUUUGUAACUAUUGGAUGUUCUGAGAACCUUUCAAUUGCGAUUUUUGCAAUGGAUUCCUUGCGUCAAUUGUCAAUGAAGUUUCUGGAACGGGAAGAGUUGGCUAAUUAUAAUUUCCAGAACGAGUUUAUGAAACCAUUUGUUAUUGUGAUGCGAAGGAGUAGUGCCGUUGAGAUUAGGGAAUUGAUAAUCAGAUGUGUCUCUCAGAUGGUGUUAUCUCGAGUAAACAAUGUUAAGUCUGGAUGGAAGAGCAUGUUCAUGGUCUUCACAACAGCUGCUUAUGAUGAUCACAAAAACAUUGUUCUCUUGGCCUUUGAGAUAAUGGAAAAGAUUGUUCGAGACUACUUUCCGUAUAUCACUGAGACAGAGACUACUACUUUUACAGAUUGUGUGAAUUGCCUUGUUGCAUUUACUAAUAGCAGAUUCAACAAGGACAUUAGUCUAAGUGCCAUUGGCUUCCUGCGCUACUGUGCUGAGAAGCUUGCUCAAGGGGAUCUGGGCUCUUCAGGCAAAAACAAGGAUAAGGAAACUCCAGGAAAUGUAUCUCCAUCUGUAUCGCAAUCAGCGAUGGAAGGAAAGCUGGAAAAUGGAGAAUUGAGCGAGAAGGUCGACAACCUAUAUUUCUGGUUCCCGUUGUUAGCUGGGUUGUCAGAAUUAAGUUUUGAUCCAAGACCAGAAAUUAGAAAAAGUGCACUUCAGAUUUUGUUUGACACUCUGCGGAACCAUGGACAACACUUUUCACUGCCCUUGUGGGAGCGAGUUUUUGAAUCGGUAUUGUUUCGUAUAUUUGAUUAUGUACGCCACGCAGUUGACCCAUCCACAGAGAAUGCAUUUGGUGAUGGGGAGAUUGUUGAUUUCGAUCAAGAUUCAUGGCUGUAUGAGACUUGUACGUUAUCUCUUGAGCUAAUUGUGGAUCUUUUUGUUAAGUUCUACUCUACUGUCCAUCCCCUUUUGAAAAAUGUUCUGGCGCUGUUGGUGAGUUUCAUUAAACGUCCUCACCAGAGCCUUGCUGGGAUUGGUAUUGCUGCGUUUGUUCGGUUGGUCAGCAAUUCUGGUGAACUCUUCUCGGAAGAGAAAUGGCUUGAAGUGGUAUCUUCAUUGAAAGAAGCAGCCAUUUCAACCCUUCCUGAUUUUUCUUUUAUCUUCACGGGGGCUAAUUUAGUUGGGAGUGUUGAAGAAUCAGUUGUCGGACAAGAUCCUGAAGAGUCUUCUGGAAUUGGUACACUUGAUCAUGAUUCAGAGAGCUUAAGAACACAGCAUUUUUAUGGUUCUAUAUCUGAUGUAAAAUGCCGUUGUGCUGUUCAGCUCUUGUUGAUUCAGGCUGCAAUGGAGAUAUACAUGUUAUAUAGGCCUCGGAUUUCAGCAAAAAAUGUUUAUGUUCUGUUUGAUGCUUUGCGUGCCGUGGCAUCACAUGCACAUAAGAUAAACUGUGAUGCAAAUCUAUGUUCGAAACUACAAGAGAUUGGAUCCAUCACACAAAUGCAAGACCCUCCACUUCUACGCCUCGAAAACGAGUCUUAUCAGACGUGUCUCACGCUAUUACAAAACCUUAUCCUCGAUCGACCUUCGGACUUCAAUGAGGAGGAAAUAGAAUCCUAUCUUGUUGAUCUAUGUCGGGAAGUUCUUCAAUUCUACAUUGAAGCUUCAUCGGGAAAUACGAUCGAGCCAUCUGCUGAUAGUGGAGCCCACUGGAAGGUACCCUUGGGCUCACGGAGGCGUAGAGAGUUGGCCGGACGUGCACCCCUUAUUGUAGCUACACUUCAAGCUAUAUGUAAGUUGGAAGACGCUUCAUUUGAGAGGCAUCUGGUAAGGUUCUUCCCUCUGCUUUCUACUUUGAUUAGUUGUGAACAUGGGUCUAAAGAUGUCCAGGUAGCUUUGAGUGAAAUGCUUAAUGUAUCAGUCGGUCCUGUGCUGCUGCGAUCCUGUUGAUCGUAUCUAGAUUUCAUUCUAUUUUGUCAAGUAAUAUUAUAGCUCGAUCCUCUAGUAUUUUAUUUAUUAUCUAUGAUUGAUAUCCCGUUGGUUCCCAUACCUUCUGUGAUGUUUUGUUUACUAAGGAAUUAGAUGGCUUCAGGCAUUAUAGAUACAUCCGGAUAUUUGCUGUAUCUUUCUGUUAUUAUUCUUUGCAGCGUUUGUGUAAAAACUCUGGAUACUAAUUGAGCAAUCAAAGGUUUUGUUAUGGUGAAUGCUCAA
Messenger RNA from Amaranthus tricolor (Joseph's coat), 5935 nucleotides. RefSeq names its product brefeldin A-inhibited guanine nucleotide-exchange protein 2. The transcript is spliced from 11 exons. The record is from RefSeq and is a predicted model, not a curated record. Gene Ontology annotation, biological process: regulation of ARF protein signal transduction. Bases 290 to 5674 code for a protein of 1794 amino acids. Gene Ontology annotation, molecular function: guanyl-nucleotide exchange factor activity. Gene Ontology annotation, cellular component: trans-Golgi network. NCBI's taxonomy places the organism in Eukaryota, Viridiplantae, Streptophyta, Magnoliopsida, Caryophyllales, Amaranthaceae.